Messenger RNA from Chiloscyllium plagiosum (whitespotted bambooshark), 1646 nucleotides. RefSeq names its product DTW motif tRNA-uridine aminocarboxypropyltransferase 1 (gene dtwd1). Gene Ontology annotation, molecular function: tRNA-uridine aminocarboxypropyltransferase activity. Gene Ontology annotation, biological process: tRNA modification. Lineage: Eukaryota; Metazoa; Chordata; Chondrichthyes; Orectolobiformes; Hemiscylliidae. Gene Ontology annotation, cellular component: nucleus. The record is from RefSeq and is a predicted model, not a curated record.
CUGUGCUCUUCCAGCACCACUCUAAUCCAGAAUCUGGUUUCCAGCAUCUGCAGUCAUUGUUUUUACCAUAAAUAAAGCCUGGUAGAGAAGGCCGACGUUUGGCGCAUGAGCAGUGGCAGCAGAUCCAUGUUUGUUUAAUGUUUGGUUCCUUUCACUGUAAUGAAGACACUGUCAGCGUAGACCACAAAGAAUAAAACUCUGCGAGACACCAUCAUAUAAUAAUUAAUAAAGCCGUAACAAUUCCUCAGGAUGUCAGUGGGCUUGGAAAAAACUGAGAGAGUUGAAGACAUACCACACACUAAUUCAAGUUCUGAAAGACUGUGCAUUCAAUCAUGUGAAAGUUGUGAACAGGAUUCAUUUAAAGAUUUGAAACUAGCUUCCCAGACAAUACUCGAAACUCUGCAACAAAAUGGUCGAUCAAAAUGUCCAAAAUGCCUGAGCUCUAGGAUGUUUUACUGUUACUCGUGUUGUCUUUUGGUAGAUGGUGUGAAUUCUGAUGAGAUACCUCAGGUGAAGCUCCCUUUGAAGAUUGAUAUUAUCAAACAUCCUAAUGAAACUGAUGGCAAAAGUACUGCUGUACAUGCAAAGCUGUUGGCUCGGGAUGAUGUUAAUAUUUACACAUACCCUUGCAUGCCAGAUAAUGAGGAGGAAAAGCAUGAAGUUGUAGUCGUGUUCCCGGGUCCAAAGUCCGUUUCCUUUGAAGAUCUUCCCAUGCAUUUGUCUAAACUUGCUAAUGAGAAAUCCAAUCUUUUGAAAUAUUCUUCCAAGAAUGUUCACAGCCGUGAGGAGAGCCUUACAUUGGAGGGACCAGAACAUAAACUUGCAAAAUAUGACGAUAAAGACCAAGGCAGGACAGAGGAGCAGGAUGUUGGAGAGACAAAGACAAAAAUUGCUCCACUAAAAAGAGUGAUAUUUAUUGAUAGCACCUGGAAUCAAACCAAUAAAAUAAUUACUGAUGAACGUCUUCAAGAAUUACUUCACGUUGAGCUAAGAACACGGAAAACGUGCUUUUGGCGUGGCCAGAAAGGAAAGCCAGACACAUAUCUCGCUACAAUUGAGGCUAUUUACUAUUUUUUAGUUGAUUAUCAUCAAUUGUUUUUAAAAGAGAACUACAAUGGGGAAUAUGACAAUCUAUUGUUUUUCUAUUCAUUCAUGUACAGAUUAAUUAACAAAGCUAAACUUGCAGCUGGAAAAUUGAACUGAACUGGAAAGUAACUGAUAGUGUCUCAUCAAAAUGUCAAACUGAAGAAGUACCAUCAUUAGUACUUCUUCAUUAGUUACAAUAAAUAAGAUUAAAGUAAAUUCUGGAUUUUAAUCAAAACAUGAAUGAUUAAAACUUGUGUAGUUUGUUUGAAUACUUAUUUCAGUACAAGAUGUGUAAAACAAAAAUUAAAAUUAUUUUUUCAGUUAGUUUACUUCUUUAAAGCAAAACUUAUCACAUAUGUUUUUUCAAUUAAAUGUCUUCUUCCCUAAAGCAGAAAGUAACAUUGAAUGUAGAUGACAUCACUCGUUCUUUUGUUUUUGUUUUCUUCAAAAUUGAAAACAUCUUGUUUUUUUUUUUUAAAAAUUAGCUAGCAACAUUUGGUUUUGUAUUGUUGACAUCGGUUUUGGGAUUAAACUUUGGUGCAAAUUCAGGUUGAAAAGAA